Molecule: messenger RNA, 2878 nt
Organism: Hevea brasiliensis (rubber tree)
Lineage: Eukaryota; Viridiplantae; Streptophyta; Magnoliopsida; Malpighiales; Euphorbiaceae
Product: protein HAPLESS 2
Exons: 18
Coding region: 427-2520 (697 amino acids)
Source: RefSeq, a predicted model, not a curated record
AAUUAUGAAUGCCAAAUUUAAAAUUUAACAUGAAAUUUCAAAAUGUCAAGUAGAAAUUACAAGAUAAUUUGAUGCAAAUCAUGCUUCUCAUUGCGUAAUCCAAUCCUUGUGGAUUUUUUGUAAAAAGAUAUUUUAAAACUAUUAUUAUGGUGAAAUAAUGUCGACGUUACUGCUUCGGUUUCAAUUUGAAUUUUGUCUCCUCGGAGAGUUCAUUGAUGUCAACGUAGAGACGGAGAUAAUUUUUUCAUUGAUCUCUAGGUAACCGUUAAUGGCGGUUUUUUUUUUUUUUAAUGUUUUUGUUUGAAAACUGAAAUAAACCUCGCCGAAAUUGUUCUCUUUAUUCCCAUCUCUUACGAUGCUCAAAAAUGAAGAAAAAAAAAAACUUGGCCUUCAUUAGAAAAAAAGAACUCGCCAGGAAAAACAAAAAUGGAGGGGCAAACGAUAGUGUUAAUUUUGUGUUGCUUGGUGGGUUACUUUAGCAUAGGAACUGUUAUAGGAGUAGAGAUUCUAUCGAAAUCGAGGCUUGAAAGGUGCGAGAAGGGCUCCGAUUCCGAUACUCUCAAUUGCACUACCAAAAUCGUCCUCAACUUGGCCGUUCCCAGCGGUUCUAGUGGGGGAGAGGCGUCGAUUGUGGCGGAGAUAGUGGAGGUGGAGGAGAAUUCGACCAGCAACAUGCAAACACUGCGAAUACCACCGGUGAUAACCGUCAAUAAAUCUGCUGCAUAUGUCCUGUAUGAGCUACUAUAUAUACGUGACGUUGCUUAUAAACCGGAAGAAUACUAUGUUAAGACACGUAAAUGUGAGCCGGAUGCUGGCGGAGAUAUCGUGAAGAUAUGCGAGAGGUUGCGAGAUAAGAAUGGUCACAUUAUUGAGCAUUCUGAGCCAACCUGUUGUCCUUGUGGGCCCCAACGGCGAGUACCUUCAUCAUGUGGAAACUUUUUUGACAAAUUGAUGAAAGGCAAGGCCAAUACUGCGCACUGUGUCAGAUUUCCAGGUGAUUGGUUCCAUGUUUUUGGUAUUGGACAGAGAUCAAUUGGAUUUAGUGUUCAAAUUGAGGUGAAGUCAGGAUCUAAAGUUUCGGAAGUGAUAGUGGGCCCUGAAAAUAGAACUGUGACAUCUAAGGAUAAUUUUCUAAGGGCUAGUCUUAUUGGAGAUUUUGUUGGAUACUCUAGUCUUCCUUCUUUUGAAGAUUUCUACCUUGUCAUUCCAAGGCAGGAUGAGCCUGGUCAACCACAUGAUCUUGGAAGGAACUUUUCAAUGUGGAUGCUGCUUGAGAGAGUCAGGUUUACCUUAGAUGGCUUUGAAUGCAACAAAAUUGGAGUUGGUUAUGAGGCUUUCAAUGGACAACCAAACUUCUGUUCUUCACCAUUUUGGAGUUGUUUGCAUAAUCAGUUAUGGAAUUACCGAGAUGCUGAUCAGAACCGAAUUAAUAGGAAGCAAAUACCACUAUAUGGUGUGGAAGGAAGGUUUGAAAGGAUAAACCAGCAUCCACAUGCAGGGACUCAUUCAUUCUCCAUAGGCAUCACUGAAGUUCUUAAUACAAAUCUUCUGAUAGAACUUAGUGCUGAUGACAUAGAAUAUGUCUACCAAAGGAGCCCUGGGAAAAUCUUAAAUGUUACUAUCCCCACAUUUGAAGCCCUUACUCAAUUUGGGGUUGCUACAAUCACAACAGAGAAUACUGGGAAAGUGGAAGCAUCAUACAGCUUAACGUUUGACUGCUCAAGAGGUGUCUCCCUUAUGGAGGAACAAUUCUUCAUUAUGAAACCAAAUGAACUUGCAACUCGGUCAUUUAAACUCUACCCAACCACUGAUCAAGCUGCAAAAUAUGUGUGUGCAGCUAUACUGAAGGACUCUAAUUUUCAUGAAGUUGAUAGAGCUGAGUGCCAAUUUUCUACUACAGCUACCAUCCUUGACAAUGGACCACAGAUUACUCCCCUUCAGCCAAAGACUGGUGUAAAUGGUUUCUUUGAAUCUAUUGAAAGCAUUGGGAUGAAAUUGUGGGAAGCUUUGGUGGAUUUCAUCACUGGAAAAACUUGCAGAAGGAAAUGCAUUAGUUUCUUUGAUUUCAGUUGCCACAUACAAUAUAUAUGUUUGAGUUGGAUGGUGAUGUUUGGUCUACUUUUGGCUAUUUUCCCAAUAGUGCUAGUGCUACUGUGGCUUUUACAUCAGAAAGGACUAUUUGAUCCUCUUUAUGACUGGUGGGAAGAUCAUGUUUGGGUGGAUAAGCAGAGAAGUAGACAUAUGCCAAGGCAUGAUACUGAUAUUCACCAUCAUCACAUUCAUGUGAAUAAAUACCAUGAGUUUAGAGCAAGGCACCACAAGCAUGAUGCUCAACAUAAGCGAAGAAGCACUCGUCAAGAGCAUGGGCAUAACCAUUCAAGAAGGGAUAUCGAUCAUUAUCUUCACCAUGUUCAUAAGGACAACAGUAAGCGCAGGAGUUGUAGGAAAUCAAGAAUCAAGCAGCAAGACUUUAAAGGAAAAAGACCAUACAAGGAUCAUUUAGAUGAGCAGUCAUGGUGAAUCAAGAUGCUAUUACCAAUUACAAAGAUAGCCUGUUGUAUGAUUCCGAGAUUAAGCUGCUGUCUGAGCAGAGAGAACAGGACUAUAGGGUAUCAUGGUAUUAUCAGUUGCUUUAGACGGGUCAUGUUUACUGUAGAAGUUUAUCCCUGUUUUCUUCUCUCUUGGAGAAAGAGGCUGUUUGACAAUUCUUUAGAUGGUUCAUGUUUACUGUAGAAGUUUAUCCCCGUUUUCUUCUCUCUAAGAGAGAGAGACUGUUUGACAAUUCUUUGAUGUAAACAGGAAGGAUGCAACUGAAACAUUACACUAAUUGUUACGUUUAAAUUUUCAUUGUGAUAAAUGUGUAUAUUGGAUGUGCGUA